Carassius carassius (crucian carp) is the source of this 26747-nucleotide messenger RNA. Its product is annotated as microtubule-actin cross-linking factor 1-like. The transcript has 102 exons. Gene Ontology annotation, molecular function: calcium ion binding; keratin filament binding; structural molecule activity. NCBI's taxonomy places the organism in Eukaryota, Metazoa, Chordata, Actinopteri, Cypriniformes, Cyprinidae. Bases 789 to 25316 code for a protein of 8175 amino acids. The record is from RefSeq and is a predicted model, not a curated record. Gene Ontology annotation, biological process: intermediate filament bundle assembly; wound healing. Gene Ontology annotation, cellular component: cell junction; cytoplasm; membrane.
CUGUGGAAGGAAGGGAGGGAUGGAGGAGAAGAGCGCAGGCACUGCGGGAAGAAUGGAAGAAACCUGAACCCCAUUCGCACUGGGGGAAAGAGAGGGAGGAGUGAGACACACGCCGUGUGAUUAUUAUAGAAGCGGCCAUACCAUUGAUCAGCACGGAUGGAAAACACAUAAUAUAGCGGGUACCGGCAAACCAACAGCGCAUCGACAAAGGAAUAUAAGAAGCACUGUCCGGAUACCGUUUCACCAAGGCCUCAUAUCUGCUUUCGGUAGGAGCCGUACGGACCGCCCACCGCACAGAGACACACACAGACUCGAGAAGCGCACACAUAUAAACCCAAUCACCGGCUCUUACGCGCUACAAUGGACUUUAAAUUCGAUAACCGUCUGGAUUCUGACCUACACCAAUGAAAGAUGGGUUUAUAUGGCAGUACAUCUAGAUUUAAACCGUUUCACAUGUUUAACCGUCAUAUAUGAUACAAGAUAUUUACUCUAAACAUAGAUGUUUACGUAUUGUUAUUUAUCUUAUCUUUUUAUGACGGCACGUUUAUAGGAACCUCCGGUCCUAAGUAGCUUUAUAUCACUCGCUUUAUUUAUUUAAUCGCGUUUACGAUCACCAAAUAUAAUAUAAUACGCUUUAGAAACACAGUGUAGCGUCAAUAAGUGCUUAUCCACUGUGGAUAUUUAACGCAAAAAGACUUGACAGCUGUUGUCGGAGGACCGAGAUCCACCGUCCUGGAUUACUCUAUCGGCGGGCCGCUGUAAGUCGGCCAGCGGGACUGAGAGACGCUAUGGCCGGCUACAUCCCGGGCUUACUGCCGGCGAAUCACUCCCAGGAGAAGGAGUUCGCACAGGCGUAUGAGGAUGUGCUGGAGAGAUAUAAAGAUGAACGAGACCGGGUGCAGAAGAAAACAUUCACGAAAUGGGUCAACAAACAUCUCAUAAAGGUGCGGAAGCACAUCACAGACCUGUAUGAGGAUCUAAGGGAUGGGCAUAACCUCAUUUCCCUGCUUGAGGUGCUGUCUGGCGUCACAUUGCACAAGGGUGCGUCGACUCUGCGGAGGGCGUCUGUGUCACGAGCACCCCCACUCAUUCUACUGGGUGUGGAGGAUGAGGAGGAUGGAGCUCAGGGACCCAGGGAAAAGGGUCGAAUGCGAUUUCAUCGACUCCAGAAUGUGCAGAUCGCCUUGGACUUCCUUAAGCAGAGACAGGUCAAAUUAGUGAAUAUACGCAAUGAUGACAUCACAGAUGGGAACCCAAAGCUGACACUGGGACUGAUCUGGACCAUCAUCCUUCACUUCCAGAUUUCUGAGAUCUAUGUGAGCGGUGAGUCAGGUGACCUCACGGCGAAAGAGAAGCUGCUACUAUGGAGUCAACAGGCAACAGAGGGCUACCCCGGUCUCCGUUGUGCCAAUUUCUCCUCCAGCUGGAGCAAUGGACGCUUGUUCAACGCUCUUCUGCACAGAUACAGGCCAGACCUGAUUGACAUGGAAGUGGUUGCGCAACAGAGUAACCGUGAGAACCUGGAGCAGGCCUUUGAGAUUGCGGAGUCGUUAGGUGUAACGCGACUUCUAGAUGCUGAAGAUGUUGAUGUGCCGUCGCCAGAUGAGAAAUCUGUCAUCACAUAUGUCUCCUCCAUCUACGAUGCUUUCCCCAAGAUCCCAGAGGGUGGAGAAGGCAUUGCAGCUCAUGAGGUUGACCAGCGAUGGACAGAGUACCAAUCUGGCUUCUCUUCUCUGCUGCAGUGGACCAGGCAACACACGGCCCUCAUGGCCAACAGGAGCUUCCCCCACAAUCCUGUGGAACUCAAGGCACUUUACAAUGAAUAUGUCCACUUCAAAGAAACCGAGAUCCCUGCGCAGGAGAGAGAGAAGAGCCACAUCGAGCACCUUUACAAGCUUUUGGAGGCUUGGAUAGAGUUUGGGCGCAUUAAGCUGCCUCAAGGGCUACACCCUAAUGAUCUGGAGGAGGAAUGGGGAAAACUGAUCCUGGAGAUGUUGGACAGAGAGAAAGCAAUGAGGCCUGCUGUGGAGAGGUUGGAGCUACUGCUACAGAAAGCCAAUAAGAUCCAGAACAUGGCAGUAGAUUGCGAGGAGAAACUCACGCUGGCGAAGAACACUUUGCAGGCUGACAUGUCUCAGCUAGAGAACGGGCAGCCGGUGCGGUGUGAGAAUGAAUUGGGGAUGUAUCUGCAGGACUGUGAGGCUUUAGUCAGACAGCUUCAUCUUGACCUGCAGGUCCUCCGAGAUGAGAAGUACUAUCAAGUGGAGCAACUGGCUUUCAGGGUGUCCUGUUUGCAGGAGGAGCUGGUCUCUUUGCGCCUGCAGUGUGCCAGUGUGUACAGGAAGGGUCAUUUCUCCACAGGGGGUCUGCUGGGAGAGCAUGCGGGUCAGAAGGGUUCCUCAGGAGGUCUGGCUACACUGGGAGCACAGACGCUUCUGGGAGCAGUGGGUGCUGCGGCGUCCCUGCUCAGACGGCCGAUGUCUCGUACAGACCUGGUAGCCAUGUCAUCAUCUGAAGAUGAAGGCAGUCUGCGCUUCAUCUACGAGCUGCUGGGGUGGGUGGAAGAGACGCAGGACCUGCUGCUGCGAGCCGAGUGGGGUUCUGAUCUACCCUCUGUAGAACAGCACCUGCAAGAGCACCACAUCAUUCACACGGCAGUGGAAGAUCUUCUGAAUAGCCUCAAAGAGGCUCGAAACUAUGAGUCAAGGGUCUCGCCUAAUUUACGUAGCAGUUACUCUGAGACUCUAUCCAAGCUGGAGAACCAGUAUUGCAAACUGCUGGAACAUUCAUCAAGGCGACUGCGUUGCCUAGAGAGCCUUCGAACUUUUGUGUCCCACUGCACUGAGGAGCUGAUCUGGCUCAAUGAGAGGGAGGAGGAGGAGCUGGCCUUCGACUGGAGUGACAGCAACACCAACAUGGCUGCCAAAAGAGAGCAAUAUGCUGAGAUGAGGUCAGAGCUGGAGGUAAAACAGGAAGUGAUGCGCUCUCUCCAGGAGACAGCUGAUCACCUGUGUCAAGAGAACCACCCAGCCAAGCAAACAGUGGAGGCUUACAGUGCUGCCCUGCAGACGCAGUGGCAGUGGAUCAAAGAGCUCUGCAUAUGUGUGGAGCAGCAUCUCAAGGACAACACUGCCUACUUCCAGUUUACGAGUGAUGCACGGGACUGUGAAAGCUAUCUGCGUCAACUACAAGACACCAUUAAGAGACAGUACACCUGUGAUAAGAACAGUAGACUCGGUAGACUGGAAGACCUGCUGCAGGACUCCAUGGAGGAGAAAGAACAAUUGAUUGAAUACCGCAGCACAGUGGCCAGCCUUGUAGGCCGAGCCAAGUCUGUAGUCCAGCUCCGUCCAAGUAGUGCAGAUAGUAACCUGGGCACCACCACGCCAAUUCGUACCAUCUGUGACUACCGACAAAUAGAGAUCACGAUCAGCAAAGGAGAGGAGUGUGUACUGGAGGAUAACUCUCAGAGGACUAAGUGGAAGGUCAUCAGUCCUACAGGAAAUGAGGCCAUGGUCCCAUCUGUGUGUUUCACCAUUCCUCCUCCUAAUCAGGAGGCCAUUGACACUGCCAGCAGAAUGGAGCAGAUGUACCAGAAUGUCAUGUCUUUAUGGCACCAACUGCAUGUUAACAUGAAGAGUGUGGUCUCCUGGAACUACCUGCAAAAAGACAUAAGAAAUAUUUCCUCCUGGAGUCUGGACACAAUGCGCUUGCAGGCUCCAGCAGAGAGGCAGCAGGCUUUAGACAACCUUGAAGCCCACUUGUCUGACUUCCUUACGGACAGUCGCGAGAGCUCCCUUUUCACUCCAACUGAACGGCGUGAGCUAGAGAGAGAAGCUGAGAACUGCCGAGAACAUUGCCAAACACUGCGGGUCUCUUUGGAGACAGUGGAGAAGGAUGAGUUGGCCUCUCGCGCUUACCUCUCCGAGCUGCAGAGCAUCAAGUCCCAUCUGGAGGAUGCAGAGAGCAGACUGAUGCAUGGCAUGCAGACUCCACACCCCAGCACAAUAUCAGGAGAUGUGGCAGACAAUGCAGUUCACAUAGCAGAGCAAGAGAAGCUGCAGCAGGAUCUGAAAGGUCUUCAGUCAGAUUUGGGUGAAGUGUCUCGUCGCUGCGUGAGCUUCUUUGAGGAGAAGCCUUCCUCUUCCAGUGUGCCUGUCCUGCGCUCUGAGCUCAACCUGGCCGUAGAGCACAUAGAGAAACUCAACUCCCUCUCCUCUGUUUAUCUGCAAAAAUUGAAGACGGUGGAUGUGUUGAUGAGAAGCCUGCAGGUUGCAGAAAGUCAAGUGAAAAAGUAUGAGAGUCGACUGAGUGAAGAGGAUAUUGUCCCUGCUGAUACUGCUGCAAUCCAGGCCUUGGGAGAGCAGUUAAAUAAAUGGCAUUCAGAGCUGGAGGAGCAGAAUCACAUAUUCAACAGUCUGAGUUUAGAGGUCCAGCAGGCUAGAGAGGUCGGAAACCAGCUCAACCAGCUGCACCCUGACCGCAGCCCAGAACUGGACCGCUACCAAGAGAAAGCACAACAGCUCACAGAGAGGUGGAGCGGAGUGCACAGGCAAAUGGAGACACGGCAAGCAGAUCUGGAGAUGCUGGGUUCGGUGCUGCAGCAGUACAGAGAAGGCCACUCCUCUCUCAUCCGCUGGAUAGAGGAGACCACCGAAAAACAGGAGAACACACAACCCGAGCAGACGGACAGCAGAGCUUUGUCAGAGCAGCUCGCACAGCAAACGGCCUUGGUGGCUGAGAUUGAACAGAACCAGGUCAAACUGGAUGAAUGCCAGACGUACUCUAAACAGUACUGUGCUGCUGUUAAGGACUAUGAACUCCAGCUUAUGACGUUCAGAGCUUUUGUUGAAUCAACCCAAAAGUCUCCUGUGAAAAGGAGGAGGAUGCACUCUUCAUCUGAUGUCAUUACACAUGAGUUUAUGGAUUUACGCACGCGAUACACAGCUCUGGUUACACUGACAACACAACAUGUCAAGUAUAUUAGUGAUGCACUGCGGCGACUAGAGGAGGAAGAGAAAGAGGUGGAAGAGGAGAGGCAGGCACGAGUGGACCAGGUCUCAGAGCUGCUUGGCUGGGUCAAGGGCGUACAGGAGCGUGCUGGCAGAUCUGCUGAGCCAUCACUUGCUGCACAGCAGGCUAUUAGUGAGCAGCUAGCAGCUAAAAAAGAGGAAGUUGCUGAAGCUAUCAGGAGCACCCAAGUCUUCCUGAUGUCAAAACAGGCCAGCAAGCUGUCUCCUGAAGAGCGCGCGCAGGUGGUCUCCCAGCUGGAUGAGCUGACGGCCACCUACACUCAACUGUGUGACAGUUCUGCCGCACAGUUGCAACAACUGGAGGAGCAGCUAGCCAAAGAGGAGAAGCGCAAGGGCCAAGAGAUCGUCGCUGGAGUAAUUGACCUUGGCACCAUGGAAACCUUUCCAGUUUUCCAGGCAGCACAGCGUGGCCUCAUAGAUCAAGAUACCUGCCAUGUACUGUUGGAGGCACAGGUCAUCAUGGGUGGUCUAUUCCAGCCUGACUCCCCUGAUAAACUGUCAUUAGAUAAGAGUCUUUCCAGUGGUUUGAUUGAUCAACACACCUACCAAUCACUGGAAGAGUUAGAGACUGCCCUUGGUCUUGUCAACACAGUAAAAUUUGCAGAGGGUCAGGAAUUACCUGUAGCCACUGCUGUGAAAGAAGGUGUCAUAAAGGAGCUGAUGGGGCUCCGUAUACUUGAGCUGCAGAUAAGCACUGGAAGCCUGAAGGCUGGUUCCAGUGGAGAAAUAGUCAGCAUGGAUAAUGCAAGGGAGAGGGGAUUGUUAUCCCCUGAUCUUUGUCAAAAGCUACAAUCCUGUCUUAACCGGCGAGAACUUAUUGAUCCAAACACAGCAGAAAAACUAAGUCUGGUUGACUUUCAAAAGCGAUGUGUUCUCAACCAGGAGAAGAGUCUGCGUUUAUUUCCAGUUAAACAGAAGCCAGGAGGAACUGUCUGCUUAUGCUCUGGCAGAAAGGUGGGAAUAUUCCGAGCUGUUCAAGAGGGGCUUAUCGAUCGGCAUGUCACAGUUCGACUUCUGGAGGCUCAGUUGUUUGCUGGGGGUAUCUCAGACCCUCGCUCAGGACACAGAUUGACUGUUAAUGAGGCUGUCCUGCAUGGCCUGAUGGAUCAGGACUUGGCCUGCACCCUCAUGACACGACAGCUACAAACAGAAGGAAUAAUAGAUCCUGUCAGUGGGGAGCGUCUAGAGUUGGAUGAAGCCAUAAAACGAGACCUUCUCUCUCCUCGCAUAGCCUUGCAUGUACUGGAAUCUCUCCAGUCCUUUAUGGCAGUAAUGUGGCCAGAAUCAGGCGAGCUGCUUCCUGUAAGUGAGGCACUUCAGCAGGGUGUUGUCAGUAGAGAGCUUGCUGCAAAAGCCUUGAGAAAACGCCAUUCUGUUGGUGCAGUAUAUCUGCCUGAGAGUGGACAGGUGGUCCCUCUCCAUCAAGCUGAGAAGAUACUUAAGCCACAGGCAGUGGAGAUCCUAAAACACAUCCAGGUUCCAGAUGUCCUUCCCCAUGUGUCUCCGUCAUGUUCCUCAUACAUAAAGCGAUUAAGUUCUGGAUCUGCGUAUUAUUCCUCACCCCUUGCCUCACAUGCAGAUAUCAAUUAUGACUUUCCCUUCAUGGAGGAAAGCAGGUCAGAAGAGCAGGUUCAAAACCACCUUCUCAGUCAAGUGAUGACACACAGCUACAUUAAUGCUCACUCAGGAGAACGCCUAGUCUUACUAGAACCAGAAUUGGUAGAACUAAUAUGUAGAAAUGUCAAAACUGCAAACCUUGCCAGACCAGUCCAAUUCAAAAUUUCGAACAAAGUUAGAGUUAUGCUGGACAGCAAAGCUAUGAGUGGGAUUGAAGAGGAAAAAAAUGAAGAACUCAAAAUUUCACAACAUGAAAUUGCCUGCAGGGACUCAUAUAUGGAAGAGACUGUAGGAAUGACAGUGGAAAAACUCGCACCCUUGAUGAUCACCAACAGAACCUUUAAAGAGCCUUUGCCUAAAGUCGUUUUGCAAAAGAAAGUUCUAUCAUCAGAAGAGUAUGAACAACACAAGAUAAAAGAUAAAAUUGCAGGCAAGAUAACUGAUAUAGGAGAGGUAGUAGAAAGAACAGAAUAUCUUGCACCAUUGACGGAAACAAACAUUACAGAGCUUUCAAAUGAACAGAUUCAACAAGAAAAGGUUUUGUCAUCAAGAGACUAUGUAGAACCCAAGAUUAAAAAAGAUGACACUGACAGCAGAAAUACUGACAUGGGUAGGACUAUAGAAGGAGCAGGGGAAGAACUUGCAUGCUUGACAGGCAUUGUCCGAACUUCUAUAGAUCCUUUACAUGCAGAGGUUUGGCAAGAUACAUUUCUAUCAUCAAGAGAAUGUGAAGAACCCAAGAUUAAAAAAGAUGAAAUUGAGAGCAAUAACACUUAUGUGGGUGAAUGCAUCGAACUGGCAGAGAAAGACUUUAUAGUGCCUUCACAUAAAGAGAACUUGCAGGAGAAAGUUCUGUCACCUGGAAGACAUGAAAAACCCAAGCUUUUAAAAGGUAAAAUUGCCUGGACAAACACUGAUAUAGGUGAGACAGUAGAAAGAGCAGAGGAAGAUCUUGCCCCCUUGACAGGCACAGAAGGAACUUUUAUGGAGCCUUCACGUGCAGUUUGGCAAGAGAAAGUUCUAUCAUCAGGAGAAUGUGAUGAAUCUAUAAUUUUAAAGGGUAAAAUUGCCUGGACAAACACUGAUAUAGGCGAGACAGUAGAAAGAGCAGAGGAAGAUCUUGCCCCAUUGACAGGCACAGCUAGAGAUUUGAUAGUUCCAUUACAUAAAGAGAACUUACAAGAGAAAGUUCUUUCAUCAGGACAACCAAAGAUUAAAAAAGAUGAAACAGUCAGCAAGAAGACUAUCAUAGGUGAGACAAAAGAAAGACCAGAGGAAGAUAUUGCAGCUUUAACAGGCACAGAAAUAACCUUCAUAGAGCCUACACAUGAAGCUGUUUGGCAUGAGAAAGUUCUGUCAUCAGAAAAAUAUGAAGAACCUAUGAUAAUGAAAGGUAAAAUUGCCUACAAGAUCACUGGUAUGGGUGAGAUGAUAGAAAAAGCAGAGGGAGAUCUUUCACCCUUAACAGGCACAGAAGAAUCUUUUAUGGAGCCUUCACUUGUAGUUUGUCAAGAGAAAGUUCUGUCAACAGGAGAAUGUGAUGAAUCUACAAUUUUAAAAGAUGAAAUUGACAGGAAGAACACUGAAAUGGGUGAGACUAAAGUAAGAGCAGAGGAAGAUAUUCCACUCUUGACAGUCUCAGAAAAAACCCUUAAGGAACCUUCACAAGAAGAGUACUGGCAAAAGAAUGUUCUGUCAUCGCUACAAUAUGACGAACCCAAGAUUAAUAUAAGUAAAAUUGCCAGCAAGAAGACUGAUAUGGGCGAAACUGUAGAAAGGGCAGAGGAGUAUCUUGCACCCUCAACAGGGAAAAGCCUCAACUUAACAGUGCCUUUUCAAACAAGCUCAACACUACCAAAGACUGUAUCAGAUAAUGGGGCACCCUCUCAAAAUCAAUUUAUAGAUUCAACAUUAAAUGUAUCUGAAAAUAAGCAAACACCUGACCUGCAACAGGUGGGGUAUAAUAGUGGGGUAUUUCUAAAGGUAUCAGAACAAAUGGGCGAAAGCAGUGCAUGUACUUCAGAUCAAGAUACUGUAAAUAUAAGACAAUAUGAUGAGCUAAAUGUCAAUCCAGAUGAAGCCAAGACAGCAAAGCAGUCAGAUGAACUGAAGAAAAUCGUUGAACAAAAGGAAAAUAAAAUUAUAUUUGAACAACCUGGUAAAGAUAAGAAAUUAUACCCUUCAGAAAAUACUUUGUCAGUGGAACUAAGUACUGAUGAUGUGAAGCUUGAGAGUAUGGCUUUGGAACUGCAACAAAGGGGUUUUGUAACUGUAGGUGGUCAGAAAGUUCUUCUGGAUGAAGCUGUGGAUCAGGGAUUGCUUCCAGGGCACACUGCUAUUAAGCUUAUGGAAAAAGCUGGUCUCUUUGGUGGUUUUCUGGAUAUUAAUGCCUGUAAGUCACUUAGUGUUGAGGAUGUGAUGCAAGAAGGCAUGUUGGAUGAGGACCUGAUGGCCAGUGUGCUUCAUUCAGAAAAGAUUUUAGCCGGUGUGAUUGAUGUGGAGCAUGGGCGGUACUGUUCAAUAAAGGAUGCUGCUGAGGCAGGCCUGUUGGACUCCGAUACGGCUGCUCAUCUCCUUGAAGCCCAGGUUGUGUCAGGGGGAAUAGUUGACCUACGAAGAGACAAGAAAUUAUCAGUUACCCUUGCAGCCAACUUUGGGCUGAUUGAAGAGGGUAGAAAGGAGAAGCUUCUUGCACUGGAAAAGUCAUGCCGGGGAAAAUGUUCAGAUCCAAAUUCUGUGCAAACCAAGUUGGCACUACAGUUACAAAUGAAAGGAGUGGUGGACCCAAAAUCCAAAAAGCCUGUCCCUCUGGAACAAGCCCUUCAAACUGGGUUAAUUGGACAGGAUGAGGCUCAGACGACUCUAUGCCAGCAGGUUGCAGAAGGUGGCAUUGUGCAUCCUGGCUCUGGAGUUCGCCUUGCUGUUGUUGAUGCUCUACAACUGGGUCUCAUAGAUCACACAGUUGCUGCAAAGUUGAUGGAACUUGAAAAGGCAUUCAAAGGCCAAGAACAAAGUAGUUUGGAUCAAAAUACUUCACUUCUUCAGGCUUCUACAGGUUCUAUUUAUGAUGAUGCAUCAAAAAGCAGGAUUACUCUGAGUGAGGCAGUUUCUAAGGGCCUCCUAGGUGAAGAAACAGCAAAUAAAGCUAUGGACUCAUCCAAUGUGAAAAGUGGAUUGUUGGACCCUCAUAAAGCUUGUAUUGUGUCCUACUCUGAGCUGAUAAACCAGGGUAAAAUUGACAUUGAGAAACGACAGAGAUUCCUUGAAGUGAGACCUUUCAGGGGAGUUUUGCAUAAACAAACUGAUGAAAUGAUGACCCUAUCACAGGCAAUUAAGGCAGGCCAAAUAGAUCCCAUACCAGCAAUGAGAGUAUUGCAGAGUCAAGCAGAUACACGGGGUAUCAUUAACAUAUACAGUGGAGAGCGUUUGGCUCUUCCAGAGGCUAUAAAUAAAGGCCUAGUUGACAAAGACAUGGCUAAAUGUAUUGCUAAAAAUCAACUCUCAAAGGGGGGGUUGCUCAAUCCAGCAAGUGGACAGAAGGUCUCCAGCAUUACUGAGGCAAUUGAAUAUGGGCUUAUUUCUACUGAAAUGGCUGCAGAACUUCAACACAGUAUGGGCCUUGUUGAUAUGCAUGAGAAGAAAAGUUUUAAAAUAUCAGCUUCCUCAAUGAAAGGAACUUCUAGUUCUUUUGUUCCUGAGAUGAUAUCGGAGCAUGUCAGUCCUAAUGAAAUGUCACUUGAGAAAGGUCUGUUGAGUAUACCAUCACCACCAUCAUCAUAUUGUACAGAGGCUGAAAUAAAAGAUGCAGAUCUUCAGAAAAAAGAGGAGCGUGAAUCUUUUGACAUCCGUCCUGAUUUAGAAAGUAUGGAACAAUUUGUUGAUGCCGUGAUGCAGGACAGCAAUGAUACAUCAUUGAAGGUUCUGACAGAAUUUACCUUGAAAGCUGAAAAAAGACUUCAGCAGGCAAUUAAAGAGAUAAAGCCCACAGAAAGAGAACAUUUCAAAUCUCAGCCAAUCCAAAGCCCUGAUCGACCUGAAGAGAUGUCUGAUUUCAAAUGUCAAAAGGUGGAAGAUAAGAACUCAACAGCUUUACUUGACCACACCACAGGGAUCAAGAGACCGACAGUCAGUGUAUCUGCAGUUACUACUGCCAUUUUAUCAGAAAGCAGUGAUAACAGCAAAGAGAAAGUCUCAUCUACCGAGCAAACAAUAGGAGAGACAGGGAUCCAAAGGCAGACAGUAAGUGAAUCUGCAAUCUCUGAAGUCAGUUUAUCAGAGGCUAAUGAUGCCUUGCAAAGAAAGGAACAAACCCCAUCUAUAGAGCAAAUAGAGGGGCAUAGUUUCAAGUGUGAAGCAGAUCAGUCAAUGUCCAAACCAGAGAAAAUCAAGGACAGCCAAGAGACUGGAUUGGAUCCUUAUGCUUCUACAACCACAAGGUCAGUUAAAGUAUCAGGAAAGAAGAAAGGCAGAGGAAAAAGUGACAAGCAAGCUAAAAUGGAAAGUGAUGUAAAGCUACAAGUUUCAGAAACCUCAGCCAGAAUUUCACCUAUAGAAAAAGCAGAGUUUGAUGGACAAGGUGGCUUUACCACUAAACAAAAGCGUAUUAUGAAAGACGACAAAGAAAAGGUGGUUGAAGUACAGCAAUCAGAAACAACCCAUGGAAGUGGUAGCACUGCACCUUUGACAGGGAGUGAUAAGAAUGUGCAAGGCAAAGAUUUGGAAAUGGGGGUGGAUAGAACUGCUAAAGAAACGGAGACCCCCAAAUGUGAGUCUGAUCAUGAAACCAAUGAAAAACAAAAAGAGAAGAUACAGAACAGUGUCACGACUUACAUGGCAAAAACAGACCAGAGUCAGGAAGCUGUUUUGGUCUCUAAGGACCUUGGCACUGAGGUAUCAGAAAAGAAGAGAAAGAAGAAAAGCAAAAGUAAAAAAUUUAAGCAAGUGUGUGUUGUUGAAACAGAAGGUGUAGAGAAAAGAGAUGAUGAGACUGAGCAAGAGCAAAAGACAGCAAUCCAUGAGGUUCAACCUCAAAGCAAUCAAUCAGAUGAGAAAGAAAGUAUGAAGAAACUUGAGAAGGCCAGUCAGGCAAUGGCACAGAAGGAAAUACUUUUAAUGAAAGCUAAGGAAAGCAUUCUUAGGAAGGUGUUUGAGCGAGGAGUAAGUGAAAAACAAGCUGCUGAAGAAUUAGAAGCGAUGCGUCAAGUAGCCAGUAUUGGAGAAUACCGCAUUACCACCCAAGAAGAAACUGUUGUAGAGAAGACAAGCACUAAGCCUCCUCAAAGUAAGAAGAAAGACAACAAACUACACCAGACGAGGCAAGAAAUGAAUGAAAGUGUUGAAAAGUCAGUGCCAAACAUUGCAGAGAAUCCUCUACCUGGGUCUGAUAUUGAUCCAUACUUCUCAGCUAAAGCACAGCUUCAAAACCCAGAAGAAGAUGGGCAUGACAAGCUUACAAACACAGGAUUAAGUGGAAAUGAUAUGAAUCAGAAUAUUCCAUCUAUUAAAAAAUCUGACGACAUUGUGGACAUAAACCAGAAAGAACUGGCUCUAAUCCAGAAUUUACAAGGGGAAACCAAAGAAAAAACAGCAGAAGAACACAGCAUUGAACAGUUAUAUACAGAUGAAAAGUUGAUAGAUCCUAUGAUUGAAGUGACCUUGCCAUCAAGCACUGCAGUGACUGACAGCUGUGAAAUUGCUAAAUCAGUACCCCUCAAAUGUGUCUUCGACAUCCCAGUAAAGAAGGACUCCAAAGCACUUCUAUCAAGUGAAGUGUGUACUCCUUUACAAAAUACCAAAACAGCAGUGAAAGAGGCAAGCCGUGAAGUUCAUCAAGAAAGAAUCGGGGAGCCCCCUUUCGGUGAUUAUGAGACCACAGAUGCACCUUCAAUCCAAAAAUGUCAAGUUUCUGGUCUACCCCUUAUGGAGGUGAUCUCAAAGUCUGAUACCAAACAGAAAGAACAGGUGGAAGAAUAUGCAGAGGCUUUAGUGGAAAGGCAGCCUGGAGCAAUUCAAAUGAAUAUUGAACAAAUAAGCAAAGACAAUACAAGAGUUAGCAAGUCCUCACUUGUUCGCCAAGAGUGCUUAGAACAUGACCAACAGAUUGUGUCCUUGCUUUCCAUGGUGAGACACAUUGAGGUCCGCCUAAAACAGCAGCAGCAGCACCAACAGUCCGUUGGUCGAAGUCUCUCCAGACUUGAUGACAUAAUCAAACAGACAGAGAUGCUUUUUUUGGAAAUUAGUGACCUAGAACCAGAAGUGCACAAGAAGACUGAAGCAGCCACCCAGCUGCUGGAGUCUUGCCCUAAGGAUGUUCCACCUCAGCUGCUUAUAGCCCUGGAAAAAGAUGGGCGAAGCUUAGCUCGGGCUUAUAAUGCAGCCAGAGACCUUGCCCAGAAUACUUUGCAGGGGUUACGAGAACAACGUGAUGCACAAAACAAAGCUGUAAGCUGUCAGCUGAAAUCUUUACAAGAGAAAGUUGACAAACUUCUUAGCUGGCUUAAGGAUACUGAGAUGCAAAUGCAGGAAGAAACAGGGGUAGAUGGACAAACGGUGGCCGAGAUCACUCGUAAGCAACAGUUGUGCAAGAUGUUGCAGAACUCCCUCGCUGCCCGAUCUAAUGAAGUCAGCAGUGUGGCAUUCAAUAUUCAAGUGUUUAUCUCUGAGCAUGCUCAGGACCUGUUGCCUGAUCAGAGCAGGCAUCUCCUUGGACAACUGGAGCAGUUACAGAAGGUCUUUCACCAGGCUGUUGGUCUCAAUCAUGCUAGGGCAGAGGCACUAUCAGCCCAGCAGGCAAGAGAGAACGAACAAAUGAGGAAAGAACAGGAAGAAAAAGAAGAGAAAAUGGAAAAAGAGAAACAAACUACAAGGGAUAGAGAGGUUGUGCAGCAGAAGAAGGCAGAAUGCUCUCAAAAACUGGAGAAUCUCUCAAUGUGGUUGGCUGGUGCUGCCAGCCUCCUGGCCAAUCAGAUAGUUGGAACCGAGUCAGAUGAUGUGAAUGAGUUACAGCAGAAGCAAAGAGAGCUUAAGGAGGUGGAGAAGGACCUUCAGACCAAAAGUGACUUGUUGAAUGAGACUAUACGCUCAGUGGAGGAGUUCCUGUCUGAUCGGGGUGAUAGUUUAAGUCCUGAAGAGAGGGCCAAACUACAGGGGACUCUUUCACAAAUGAAAGAGCAGCACAGCUCACUUACAAACUCAGUCCGCUCUUCACUAGCUAAAGUAGACACUGCCAUUGUCACAACAGUGCAGCAGAACACACAGAAAGCUAAAGCAGAAGAGCAGAUGCAGGAGACACAGGAAAAAAUAGACACACUUCUCAGAGAAUUGUCAUCACUGGAUGACUCAAAGAGGAGGUCACUUGGCAGCACCGUCCCUGACACCCCAUCAUCUGGACCACCAGAGAAUGCUCUGAAUUCUCACAGUGACCUGCUUCAGACGGAGCUGCAACAGUUACAAGCUCAACAGGCUCACCUUCAGCAGGUGGCCCAGUCUGUCCGCUCUCUCCUGGAACAGCCCGACUCCAGUGUGCCACCAGAGAAGAAGGAACGCUUACGGGCAAAACUAGACCAACUACAGAGUCAGCAUCAGGAGCGCCUUCAGAACUGCCAGGACAGGCUCAGGCGGACAGAUGCCCUCAGAGAUGAGUUUGCCAAGUUUGUGCAGGAGCAUGGGAACCUGGGGACAUGGCUGGAUCAGAGUCAACAAGAACUACGUACACUCGGGGAAGGGGAAACUGAUGCAAAGGGUCUACAAGACAGGAUAGAGGAGCACAAAAAGCUUGCAGAAGAUGUCAUCUGUCACAAAGCUGAUCUACGCUUUGUGACAAUCUCUGGGCAGAAGGUUCUGGAUUCAAUCCAGGGGGCCUUGGAGAAGGUGGGCAGUACAGAUCCAGCUUUGGAGGAAACCAGACACCUAGUGAGUGGCAAGCUCCAAGAUGCCACACAGCGCUACAGUUCAUUACACAGCAAGUCCUCGGAACUUGGCACCCGUCUCUCAGGUCUCCUGGAGCGAUUCCAACACUACCAAGAUGAGGCUGGUUCUUUAGGAUCCUGGCUGAGCACUCAGGAGCAAAAUCAGACAGUAUUUAAGCCCAGCGGAGAGCAAACGGACACUCAGACACUGCAGCAUACUCUCAGUACUCUACAGCUGUUGCAGGAUGAGUUGGCAGAGCGUUCGGUACAGCUUGAGAAGGUCAAGAGGGCAGGAAAAGAGCUGGUCAGCACUCAGGAGUCCCCAACUCUCAAAAAUGCAGACAUUAACAAUCUUACAGAUGCUCUGGAGAAGCGCUUUGAAACCCUGUCUAAUUCAGUGUCAGUGAGAGCUGAACAGCUUCAAACCGCCGUUGCCCAAUCAGUCAGCGUUCAGGAGGGGCUUAAAGCACUGCUGGCAUGGUUAGAUGGACUACCUUUAUCACCUGGCGCAGUCCAGCCCACUGCUCAAGCAGUACAGGAUGCUCUGACACAAAAUCAGAAAAUACGUCAGGAACUGCUUUCAAGGCAGGGCAGCGUGGAUGCGACUCUGGACUCUGUGUCCAGGCUUCUGAAGUCUGCAGAUGCAUCGACCGCGUCUGACCUGCAGGGGGCACUUCAGGACCUGAGUCAGCGCUACACAGCGGCCCAGGCCAAACAGACUGAAAGAGAGACUGAGCUGCGGAGACUUUUGCUCAAGUUGGAGAGCUUUGAGCGCCAGAGUGCAGACCUCCGCAGCUUUACGCAGAGUCGAGAAAGGGCUCUCUGCCCAGUAGGCCAACCUGACUGCAGCGUUGAUGACUACAAACAGACCAUAGAGGAGGUGAGAUCAGAAAUUACCCAAGAGUCAAGUCAAUUAAAGUCAUUUGUCGAGCUUGGUUCAGACCUAAGCAAGUCUGGGAUCCUUGCCAAUGCACAAAGCCUUCUGGACACAACCAAAGAGGUUUCUGAGGACUUUGCACGCUUGGAAUCCAAUGUCAAUGAGAGUUUUGAUUCCAUCCAGAGCUGCGUCCAGGAACUGGCAGAGUUCCGCUCUCGCUCUGGCUCCCUCCUCAGGUGGCUGCAGACAGUACAAGAACAACUUCCUGCUAAAGAGCCCAACCUAAGCACAGAAAGCCUGCAGAGAAGAGCACAGCAGCUUAAAGAUCUACUCACAGAAUGGGAGACCCAAGGAAGCCAAGUCCAGGAGCUGAACAAGACCAGUUCACAACUGGAGAAUUUAAUUAUUAACAUCACAUCUCCCAAGAAUAAGACUGGUGUUUCCCAGCUCAAUGGUGCUUCCAGCCCCAACAGUGUUAAUGGCAUUCACACCUGUAAAGACUUGACAGAGAUCCAGGUGGCAGUGGCAGAUGUGAACUGCAAGUAUGAACAGCUGGGCAGUGACAUGAGGGAAAGGAAGGGUAGGCAAGAGGCCUCUCUAGACCUGCGGCAGAAGGCCAGGCAGGCCACUGAGGCUCUCAUCCAGUGGCUGGGUCCCCGUGAACAGAGCCUGGCACAAGGGCAGAGCGCCUCACCUUCUCGGCCAGAGCUGGUGCGUGCUCAAGCCCAAGAAACCAAGGUUUUACUUGCUGAGCUUGCCGACCAUUCUGGGAAAGUGGAGGAUCUAAAAAACAUUCUCAAUCAGCUAAUAACAGAUAAUCCUGAUUCUCCUGAUGCAGAGAUUUGGAAACGUCAGCUUGAAGACAUAGACUCACGGUGGACGAAAGCCAAUCAGACUGCAGCACAGAGGCAGACUGAAUUGGAAGCGUGUGCUGAUAGGCUGGGAAGUUUUGCUGCAGCAGCCAAUCAGCUAGGACCAUGGCUACGAGAGAAAGAGCUGAUGAUGAGCGUAUUAGGCCCACUGAGUAUCGACCCCAACAUGCUCAACACACAGAAACAGCAAGUGCAGUUCAUGCUACGUGAGUUUGAGACGCGGCAACCCCAGUUUGACCAGCUGUCUCGAGCGGCAGAGGGAAUCCUCUCCCCGUCUGGAGAUGAGGGUUCUAGAGAUGGACAGGACCUAGAGGAGGUGAGGCAGGAGCUGGCAAACAUUUCACGGCAAUGGGAAGACCUCACUUCUUGUCUCACCGGCCGCUCGCAAAAGAUCGACCAGGCACAGGGAACCAGCGAGCGCUAUCUGGCCCUGCUCAGAGAGCUGUCUCAGAGCGCGACCGAUCUAAGCGAGAGGCUGGAUGCGCAGGCCUCUCUAAGCGCUCAGCCUGAAGCCCUGCUCCGUAGGCUUCAAGAAACUGGGGAGAUCCGUGCUGAGCUGGAACAGAGACGGGGUCAACUGGUCCAGGCUGAGCAGCUGUGUGCAGAGCUCAGCACAAUUGUAGCUGAACUGUAUCUCAGAGAUGAGUUACACAAGAGACUGGAGAGUGUUAGCGGACCCCUCAAAAACCUAGAAGAACGGGCUGCUGAUGGCUUGUCCCAGCUGCAGGCCGCCCUGUCCAGCACUCAACAGUUCCAGCAGAUGUUUGACGAGCUUCGUGGCUGGUUGGACGGGCAGGCUGGGAAUCACACAGCUGGAGUUUCUGAAGCCCUUCCUUGCCAACCUGAUGCUCUAAAGACCCUUCUGGCCCAACAAGAGGAUCUCCAGCGGGCCAUAGCACAACAACGUGGAUCCUAUGAGCUCAUCCAGGCUGAGGGGGCAUCUCUACUGGCAUCCCUCCCCGCUGGAGAUGAGCGCUUAUCCCUACAGACUCGACUAAACAUCUUACGGCAAGACUGGGAGGGCAUGAACCAACAAACCUCUAAUAAACACAGUCGAAUAAAAGAGACGCUGUCCCGUGCUGAGCUGUACCAACAACAUCGCAAUGAGCUUGUACCUUGGGUUGCAGAAUGUGAGGAAAGGGAGGUGGAGAUCCACCCAUCACUGGAUCCCGCCACCUUAGACGAGGCUUUGCAAAAGGCUAGACAGUUAAGUCUGGACUUGGAUCGUCGUCGCCCUCUCUUAGAGUCUCUGAACACGGCAGCAGAUCAGCUGCUGGAACAGAGCUGCGCUGGUGAAGAGGAAGUGAGGGAUGAAAAAGCCCAGCUUAAUCGCAGGAUAGACGGUCUCUCUGAGCGACUACAGGGCCGCACGGCUCAGCUAGAAGAGUUGGGAAGCAGACUGAAGGAGUUUGAAGAUGGGAGACUGGCCGUGGAGAGAAGACUUGAGGCAGCCAAGCAUCAGAUCGAGGUUCAGGAGGCGCUGGGGCCGCAAGCUUGUAGCAACAAAAGCCUGGAGCGUCUGCGUAGACAACAGGAACUGUUAAACUCUGUACAGCCACAGGUGGUGUACCUACGAAAUCUGGCGCAGGGGCUGCUGCAGGAUGCCCCCGAGAUCUCCAGGGCCGGUGAAGAUGGCGGCCACAGGCUGCUGCAGCAAGCUCGUGAUACAGAAAAAGAGUUUGAAGAAGUUACUGAGAAGACUGAGCAAUGCUGUUCAUCUUUGGAGUCCCGGCUGCAAGGUGUGGGAGAGGUCCAGUCACGCGUGCGAGAUGUUUUCUCCCGCCUGGCUGAUUUGGACGAUGAGUUGGACAGCCUUAGCCCUGUUGGGCGGGAUGCUGACUCUUUGGCCUCACAGUCUGAUGCUGUCAGGGGCUUCCUGAGUCGACUCGAUGUCCUCCGUGCUGAGCUGGAGAGCCAUGGUGGAGAAUGCACGACUAUGCUCCGUAGAGAGGGGAGCUCACCUGAUCUUCUGGCCCUCAGGAGAGAGACCGAAGCCCUGAGUAGACAGGCAGGCAAGCUGGCAGAGCGGGGCCAGAACCGUCUGGCACUCAUAGAAGCAGCAGAAGAGCGUGUGAAGGAGUUCUACGGCCGGCUAGCUGACUUACAAGGGUUGUUGGGACGAGCAGAGGAGGCGCUGAACACACAGGCUGUCGUGGGGACAGAAGUGGAGGUCAUCAAACAGCAGCUUCAGGAAUUCAAGGCUGUAGAAAGGGAGCAGAUAGACAGCAUUCAGCCCAAACUACAACAUGUCAACGCUGUGGGUCAAGGUCUUAUUCAGAGUGCAGCCAAACACACUGACACCCAGGCACUGGAACAUGACUUGGAGACCACCAACCUGCGCUGGAACUCCCUCAACAAGAGCGUUGCUGAAAGAAUUGCACAGCUGCAGGAGGCCCUGUUGCAUUGUGGGAAGUUUCAAGAUGCUCUGGAGCCACUCUUGAGCUGGCUGAGUGACACAGAGGAACUCAUAGCCAAUCAGAAACCCCCGUCUGUUGAGUACCGUGUGGUCAAGGCACAAAUUCAGGAGCAGAAGCUGCUGCAACGGUUGCUGGAUGACCGGCGUGGGACGGUAGAGAUGAUCAGGGCAGAAGGAGAGCGUAUCGCUGCUACGGCUGAGACACAAGAUAAAGACAAAAUCCAGAAACAACUUAAGAGCCUAGGAGAGAGAUGGAAAAAUCUGCUGGAAAAGGCUAGUGCCAGGCAGCGGCAGCUAGAGGAGCUGCAGGUGUUGGCGCUGCAGUUCCACGAAGCAGUGGAGCCGCUCGGUGAGUGGUUGAGCGCAACAGAGAGACGCCUGAGCUCCGCUGAGCCAAUGGGAACCCAGACCUCCAAAAUCACACAGCAGAUUGUAAGGCACAAGGCUCUCCAAGAGGAGGUAUCCUCUCGGGAGAAUGGUGUAAACCAUCUUGAGACUCUCAGUCAAUCACUGCACCCGCUCAGCUGUGCGGCUGAUCGUGAUUGGCUGGGCGAACGUGUGGCGGCAGUGCGCAACGGGCACACGGAGCUGCGCGAUUGGUGCAGUCGAAGAGAGGUCAUGCUGGAGCAGGCCCUGGCCAAUGCACAGCUAUUUGGAGAAGAAGAGGUGGAAGUCCUUAACUGGCUAGCUGAGGUGGCCCAGAGACUGGAUGAGGUCUCAGUGCAGAGUUAUCAGCCGGAGCUACUAGAGCAGCAACACAAACACACACUGGCUCUUAAUGAAGAGAUUAUCAGCAGGAAGAAGACAGUGGACCAGGCCAUUAAGAACGGACAGGCUCUGCUUAAACAAACCACUGGUGAGGAGGUCCUGUUGAUUCAAGAAAAGCUAGAUGGCAUCAAAAGCCGCUACGCAGAGAUGACAGCAGGCAGCAGCAAAGCCCUUCGUACUCUGGAACAGGCCCUUCAGUUGGCCACGCGAUUCACAAGCUCGCACAAUGACAUCAGCCAAUGGUUGGAUAGCGUGGAGGCGGAGCUUAGCAACAUUGAGCAAGACACAACACCAGCCUAUCAGGACAGACAGAGGGAGCUGAAGUGCGUGUCUGCUGAGAAGAGGUUAGUUCUGGAUACAGUGAAUGAGGUGGGCAGUGCUUUACUGGAUCUGGUACCCUGGCGUUCACGAGACGGCCUGGACCGCCUGGUCGCCGAUGCCAAUCAGCGUUACCGCCAAGCUGAAGAGACCAUCACACAGAGAGUGCAGUUAGUACAGGCUGCCAUCCAAAGGUCACAGCAGUAUGAGGAGGCAGUCGAUGCAGAGCUGACCUGGGCCGGAGAGACCGAGAGGAAGUUGGCGUCUCUGGGGCCUCUGAGUCUGGAGCCUGAUGUGACUGUGGCUCAGCUCCAGGUGCAGAGAGCCUUUAACAUCGACAUCAUCCGUCACAAAGACACCGUGGACCAACUCCUUAAGACACGAGAGGACAUCCUGGAGAGCUGUAGCGAACAACAGAGAGAGGCUUUGAAGGUGAAGACGGAUUCUCUAAGUGCUCGUUAUGAAGCAGUGAAUCAGAGUCAUGCUGAGCGCUUCUCAGCUCUAGAGCAGGCUCAGGUGUUAGUAGCACGGUUCUGGGAGACGUAUGAGGAACUUGAACCCUGGCUGGGUGAGACAGAGACACUGAUUACCCAGUUACCCCCUCCUGCCAUCGACACAGAAGCACUUAGGCAACAGCAAGACCAGAUGAGGCUUCUGAGAGAGUCCAUUGCUGAGCAUAAGCCUCACAUAGAUAAACUGCUAAAGAUCGGCCCACAGCUGGCAGAACUGAGUGCCCAGGAAGGGGCAACAGUAAGACAACGUUAUAAUGAAGCAGAGAGACGUUACCUCAGCAUCAAAGAGGAGGUCAAAGGUCGAGCCACAACACUAGAUGAAGCAGUGUCACAGUCUGUCCAGUUCCAUGAUAAGAUGGACCCUCUGUUGGAGACUUUGGAAGGUGCGAUCCAACGUUUGCGGCAGCCUCCUCCAGUGGCGGCUGAGGUGGAGAAGAUCCGGGAGCAGCUUGCGGAGCACAGGGCAACAGGGCUAGAACUGGACAAACUCCUUCCAUCUUUCAGUGCCCUGUGUGCCCGAGGAGAAGAGCUCAUCGGUCGCGCCCCACAUGACGAUCCUGCCGCCCAGGCGGUGCGUUCACGACUCUUGCGGCUGCGCUCUCUGUGGGAUGAGAUCAGGCAGAGGGCAGAGGAGCGAGAAGGAAAGCUUCAGGAUGUUCUAGAUCUCGCCGGAAAAUUCUGGGCUGACAUGGGCGCUCUGCUGAGCACACUCCGUGACUCUCAGGACAUUGUGAAAGAUCUGGAGGACCCAGGGGUGGAUCCUUCACUUAUAAAACAACAAAUAGAGGCAGCAGAGGCCAUUAAGGCAGAGACAGAUGGGCUGAGGGAAGAACUGGAGAUCGUACAAACACUUGGAGCUGACCUCAUCUUUGCCUGCGGAGAGACUGAGAAACCCGAGGUCAAGAAGACCAUCGAUGAGAUGAAUGCAGCCUGGGAAGGCUUGAACCGCACGUGGAGAGAGAGAAUGGAGAGGCUGGAAGAGGCCAUGACUGCCUCUGUGCAGUACCAGGAUGCUCUUCAGGGCAUGUUUGACUACUUGGACAACGCUGUGAUCAAAUUGUGCGACAUGCCAGCAGUAGGGACAGACCUCAGCACUGUUAAACAACAGAUCGAGGAGCUCAAGCCAUAUAAAGUAGAAGUCUACCAGCAGCAGAUUGACAUGGAGAAGCUUUGCCACCAAGGAGAGCUGCUGCUCAGAAAAGUGAGCGACCAAACAGACCGAGACAUGAUCCAGGAGCCUCUCACUGAGCUACGCCACCUGUGGGACAACCUGGUGGACAAAAUCACUAUCAGACAGCACAAACUGGAGGGUGCACUGUUGGCUCUAGGUCAGUUCCAGCAUGCUCUCUCUGAGCUACAGUCCUGGCUCAGUCACACUCACGCCACACUGGACACCCAGCGACCCAUUAGCUCUGACCCCAAGGCCAUCGAAAUUGAGCUGGCUAAGCAUCACGUUUUAAGAAACGAUGUGCUGUCCCAUCGGGCUACAGUGGAGACGGUGAACAGGGCAGGCUCUGAGCUGCUAGAGUCCAGUCCUGGAGAUGAAAUCAACCACCUGAGAGACCAGCUGGAUGAGCUCAACCGCAGCUGGAAGAACCUUCUGCUGAAGACUGAUGAGAGGCAGAAGCUUUUGGAAGCUGCCCUGCAACAGGCGGAGGGUUUCCAUGGUGAGUUGGAGGAGUUUCUGCAGUGGCUCAGACGCACAGAGAGUCAGCUGUCUGCUGCCAAACCCACAGGUGGCCUGCCUGAGACCGCCAGAGAGCAGCUGCAGCAACACAUGGAGCUCCAGGCUCAAUUGACCCAGAGGAGUGAGCAGUACCAUCGACUACUAGAUCAGGGAGAGUCCAUUCUGCUGGCCAGAGGAGGAGAAGAUGCUGGACCUGGUACCACCCAGACCCAACAGAACCUGGCCAUGCUACAGAACAAGUGGGCCAGUCUCAAUGCCAAAAUGGAUGACAGAAUGGGAAAACUGGAGGAAGCGGUCUCGUUGGCGACAGGGUUCCAGACCUCCCUGCAGGACACCAUAAACUGGCUGACACAGGCAGAGCAGACUCUCAACAUGGCUCAGCCACCCAGCCUCAUUCUCGACACCGUCCUAUUCCAGAUAGAUGAGCACAAGGUGUUUGUGAAUGAGGUGAACACUCACAGAGAGCAGGUUCUGGCUCUGGAGAAAGCUGGCUCUCAGCUGCGGUUUGCCAGUCUUAAACAGGAUGUGGUUCUAAUCAAGAACCUGCUGCUCAGUGUACAGGCCCGCUGGGACAAACUGGUGCAGAGAUCACUAGACCGAGGACGGCACCUAGAUGAGGCCCGCAAGAGAGCCAAACAGUUUCAUGAGGCCUGGAGGAAACUGACAGACUGGUUGGAGGAAGCAGAGAGCAGGCUGGACUCUGAGCUGGAAAUCUCUAAUGAGCCUGACAAGAUUAAAGUCCAGCUGGCCAAACAUAAGGAUUUCCAGAAGUCUCUUGGCUCCAAGCAGCCAGUGUAUGACACGACAGUGCGCUCUGGGAAGGCCAUGAGAGACAAGGCCACACUGUCCGCGGAUACACAAAAACUGGACAACUUGUUGGGUGAGGUCCGUGACAAAUGGGACACAGUUUGUGGAAAGAGCGUGGAGAGGCAACACAAGUUGGAGGAAGCCCUCUUGUUCUCAGGUCAGUUUGCUGAGGCUCUCCAGGCACUUGUUGACUGGCUGUAUCGUGUGGAACCUCAGCUUGCCGAGGACCAGCCUGUCCAUGGAGAUCUGGAUCUUGUUUCCAACCUAAUGGAUCUUCAUAAGGUUUUCCAGAAAGAGCUGGGAAAAAGGACCAGUAGUGUGCAGGCUCUGAAGCGGUCAGCCCGAGAGCUGAUGGAGACAGGCCGCGACGACACGGCCUGGGUCAAAGUUCAACUGCAGGAGCUCAGCAACCGCUGGGAAACAGUCUGUGCGCUGUCCGUUUCCAAACAGACCCGGCUCCAACAGGCUCUCAAACAGGCAGAAGAGUUCCGCACAGCUGUUCAAAUGUUGCUAGAGUGGCUUUCGGAGGCGGAGCAAACAUUGCGUUUCCGGGGCGUCCUGCCAGAGGAGGCAGAGACCCUGCAGGCACUACUGCACACGCACCAGAAUUUCAUGCAGACGGUGGAGGAGAAGAGAGUGGAUGUGAAUAAAGCUGCUGGCAUGGGUGAAGCCAUCCUAGCUGUGUGCCACCCAGACUGCAUCACGACCAUAAAACACUGGAUCACCAUCAUUAGAGCUCGCUUUGAGGAGGUGCUGACAUGGGCAAAACAGCAUGAGCAGCGCUUGGAGACGGCCCUGACUGAAUUGCUCAACAAUGCUACACUUCUGGAGGAGCUGUUAUCAUGGCUACAGUGGGCCGAGACCACACUGGUGCAGCGUGAUACCGAACCACUCCCCCAGGACAUUACUCAACUGAAGACACUAAUCUCAGAGCAUCAGAUGUUUAUGGAAGAAAUGACCCGAAAACAGCCUGAUGUUGACAAAGUGACAAAAACUUACAAGAGGAAACCAGCAGAACAUCCCAGCAGCCUUUCAGACAGGAGAGGGUCCCGAAAACACCAGCAGCAGCAGCAACAGCAGCACUCAGUAUCAGUAACCAGUGGUAACCCUCGCCUCACUCAGCUCUGCUCCCGCUGGCAACAAGUGUGGCUGCUCGCCCUCGAUCGCCAGCGCAAGCUGAAUGAUGCUCUCGACAGACUAGAGGAGCUAAAAGAAUUUGCCAAUUUUGACUUUGAUGUGUGGAGGAAGAAAUACAUGCGCUGGAUGAACCACAAGAAGUCUCGAGUCAUGGACUUCUUCCGACGCAUCGACAAGGACCAGGAUGGAAAGAUCACCCGCCAGGAGUUUAUCGAUGGCAUCUUGGCAUCAAAGUUCCCUACCAGCAAGCUGGAGAUGACAGCUGUUGCUGAUAUCUUUGACCGUGAUUGUGAUGGCUACAUCGAUUAUUAUGAAUUUGUGGCUGCUUUGCACCCCAACAAAGAUGCUUACAGACCCACAACAGAUGCUGAUAAGAUCGAAGACGAGGUCACCAGACAAGUGGCCCAGUGCAAGUGUGCCAAGAGGUUUCAGGUGGAGCAGAUUGGAGAGAACAAGUACAGGUUCUUCCUUGGGAAUCAGUUCGGAGACUCACAGCAGCUGCGUCUUGUACGAAUCCUGCGCAGUACAGUCAUGGUCCGAGUUGGAGGAGGGUGGAUGGCGCUGGAUGAGUUCCUGGUGAAGAACGACCCUUGCCGAGUGCAACAUCCAGGACUUAAAAUCUUCCGUUCUGACUCCAGCAGCUCCAUAUCAUCUCGCAUAGUGACGGUCACUCCUGGCUAUUUCUGCUGCAGAGCUCGUGGACGUACCAACCUGGAGCUUCGAGAAAAGUUCAUUCUUCCAGAGGGAGCUACGCAGGGUCUGGCGGCCUUCCGGUCCCGGGGUCGUCGAUCCAAACCUUCGUCGCGCACGGCUUCGCCUACCCGUUCAUCUUCAUCCGCGUCACACAGCGCCCACAGCUGCGCCUCUCUACCCUCCGCACCCGCAACACCCACAGCCUCCUCAAGGUCCUCCCAAUCCCAAUCUCGUGGCUAUGCCAAGCCCUGGCUGGCACACAGUAAAACUCCAACACCAACCAAGUGCCAGUCCUGCCCAGAGCACAGCCAGACCCCUGGGCAUGAGGGAGGCUCCACAUCUAAACUGAAAAGACCAACUUUCCAUUCCAGCCGUGGCUCCUUAACCGGUGAGAACGGUGGAACACCAACCGUUGCUAAACCUGGACGCUCCGACACCAAACGCACUCCGUCCUCGACGAGCGGCCCAGCUAGUCGAGCAGGGAGUCGCGCUGGAAGCCGAGCCAGCAGCCGGAGGGGCAGCGACGCUUCAGACACGUCUGAGCUCAUGGAGACACGCUCGGCUUGCUCCGAUUCCUCAGACACCCCUCGCAGGCCUGGGGCCAAACCCUCCAAAAUCCCCACCAUCUCCAAGAAGGCCCCCAGCCCCAAAACACCAGCGGGCAAGAAAUGAAGCCUCCACCCUAUUUAUCAGUCUAAGCGACUGACUCACUCUGAGGUGGUUGUGAUUUAACCAGCAGGGGGAGAACAUCAACACCUUCCUCUCUCCAGCGUCCAGCACAGCCGCACACUGCUACACCACCCAGAUCAAUACCUACCAUAAUGCUGCCUUAUUUGUGUUCUACAUCAUGUCCUUAAUUUGACUGACAUUGCGUUUUCUUGAAUGUGUGAUGGAGAACAUCCACAUAUCUACACAGACACUCGGGAGGGACGUCAGUCCUGCACCAGGGGUUUUCUCUAUUCUUCACUAUGAAUAUGAACCGCCCGUCACUCUCCAAACCACAUGCAUGGUUGUCACUUUGGUUGGACAAACUCCAAGUGUAUUCAAGUGUAUGCAGACCAGUCUCGCCUGAGUGUCUGUGCCACCGCAAACAAGAGGAAAUCAAUUAAAAACAGACGUUUUCCUCCUGGACACUUGAGACUUUUUGGACUCAUGUAUGUUUAUGUGUGUGCCUGUGUGUGUGUGUGUGUGUGUGUGUGUGUGUGUGUGUGUGUGUGUGUAUGUGUUUGUUUGUGUGUGUGUGUGUAUGUGUGGCAGUUCCUGUCAUGGUAAAUUAACACAGUGAUACAGAGAGGAAGUGGAGGAUACAUAUCUCUAGCCUUCCCACGGCGUGAAGAUUCUUGAAGACUAGAUCCCUCACGUCACACGUGAUCCUUUCAAAGGAACUCCUAUAGCACACAUUCGCACCGAUAGUCUUCUCCGCCGUGUGUCCACGCAUUCUAGUUGUGUCCUUUUGUUACAGACAUCAUGUUUCAGAGCUUUUCCACAGUAUGCAAAAGUAAUUACCAAUUGUGAAUGUUUGUUUUGUGGUUAAUUUAUAAUCCUGACGUUUUCUUUCUUUUCUAGAGUAAAGAGCUGUAUUUAUUUGUGAUUGCAGUAUCAUAUCAACUCUUAAGAAUGACUAGUAUUAACACAACCGGAACCACUCUGGGUAUGUUUUUUGUACAUCCGCUCCUGACGUAAUGAAUUUCUCCGACUGAUGUUAUAACUGACCAGGAAGCUUACUGAUUCCAAUGGUGGCCUUUUUGCCGGUGACUACACACUUUAGAUGCCGUCAACAGUGGCUUCCUUGUUGUUCUUUCGUGACGGAAGCACCCUAAAUAAUGAAUGAUGGGGGCGGCUCGCGUAGCCCCCGUUAAAAACGGCGCUUUGAAUCUUGUCUUUGACAAGCUGAAGUAUAUGAAUACCUGAAGAAAGGUGAUUUUUAUUUAUUUAUUGUGUCAUUGGGAGGGAGGUGAGGGCUGUGAAAGGAUCCACCUUUUGAUUGUGUUAUUCUUUUGACAUGACUGAGCGAAACAGGGGUGCAAUUGUGUAAAAGUAAAGACGUUAUGAUUAUAAUUCCUUUUUGUUCUCUUUUGUAUUAAAACAAUGCUUGCAGUAAAA